AUGGAUGCCCGUUAUCAGAGGAGCAAAUUCUGGUGCAGAAUAUCUGACUCAGGGACAUUUUCCUACAGCAGUGGCAAGUCUCAAAUAUCAAACCUUCAGGCCAACCUACACACCUGUGAGCCCUGUGGGACCUCCUGCCAGCAAAUGGCAGAAUCACAGAUUAAAGAGGGCAGGGACAUCUGCUUCACCCAGCGAGAGAGAAAUACCUUCAGCUUGAGGACUGCUGCUGUGAACAGGAGGCACAGCGCUGAUGGGACCACUGGUUCAGGGUCAGGAUCAGAACCGGGACGAGGCCCCGUUGACUCUGACCGUUUCCAUCCGUACCGUCGACAUUUCAGUGAUGGAGCAGUGUCGCCUGCAGGUUGCCUCCAGCAGUGCUCGUCCUCCUUCAGCUGCCUGCAGGAGGUGUGCAAUCCUGACACACCAACAUCCUGGGACCAAUACAACGGCAGCGUGCAGAGUUCGUACCCAGAAGUGCCAUCUCUCCCUGUAGAGCCCUCCUGCUUCCUGUCUCAGAGCUACCCAUCCUACAGCUCAUCGAGCCCUCUGCAACAGGUCUCAUCUAGACUGUAUCCUAACAAUGAUCCGCCCAACAGCUCAAAAUAUUCUCUCCAAAGUAUCUCCACACAAAUACACCAGGAGAGAACCACACAGUCCCUCUUCCCCAAGCCCAUUUACUCAUACAGCAUCUUGAUCUUCUUGGCUCUGAAGAACAGUAAAACAGGAAGCCUGCCAGUCAGUGAGAUCUACAGCUUCAUGACUGAACACUUCCCCUAUUUCAAGUCAGCUCCUGAUGGAUGGAAGAACUCUGUGCGUCACAACCUCUCUCUGAACAAGUGCUUUCAGAAAGUGGAGAACAAAAAUGGGAACUCGUCCCGUAAGGGCUGUCUUUGGGCUCUCAAUCCAGCCAAGGUGGAGAAAAUGCAGGAGGAGAUGCACAAGUGGCGUCGCAAGGACCCCAUCACUGUUCGCAGGAGCAUGGCGAGGCCAGAACACCUUGAUCGUCUACUGGGAGAGAGACCGGACAAGCUCAGGUCUUUGCCACCUUACACCAACCCAGCUUUGUUAUCCAGAGUGGCCUCUAUCUAUGGCACCACCUCGCCAUCUUGCAUCCCAGCCCCGCUUCAACCCCCUGCCCACCCAUUCGCCAUCCACAUGUCUCAUGUCCUCAUGUCUCAAUCUCAGCUGCCCUGCUACCUUCCCCCCGCCACCGCUCACCUCAGCGACUCAUUUCCUCUGUACUCACCCUGUGGACAGCAGUCUGCAGGUAGCGUCCCAUUAGCCAUGGGGAGCCUGCACUCCUCCAUGGCUGGUAAGAUGCCACCUGUUUACAAUGGCGCCCUGUAUGCCGAGUACAGCUCAGGCAGCAUCCAGGACUUGCUGUUGGAGGGAGACGCCAACUAUGACAUCGACACACUCAACCCCAGUCUGACUGACCUGCAGCUGGAAGGUAACUUGUGGCAGGAGCUACAGGAGGACAGCCUGGUGUCUGAUCCACAGGUUACCACCACAACCUCGUCCACAGCCGCUGCUCUGCAGGUCCACCACGUCCAGACCAGCUGCCUGCAGGUCACGUCUCCUUUCGGUCAGACGUCAGAGGUGACUGCCGUCGGUCGACGAAAAGCAGAGUAUGAGGACGGAAACACAGGUAGAAACUUUGAGCAGCAUGGCUGUUUGAAUGGACUGCAUCCUGUGGUUUAUUCAGGGGUGGAGAGUCUGGCUGGGUAUCUGACCUCCUGCUCCUCAUCCAUCUCCUUGAUGUAA
Molecule: messenger RNA, 1764 nt
Organism: Cottoperca gobio
Lineage: Eukaryota; Metazoa; Chordata; Actinopteri; Perciformes; Bovichtidae
Gene: foxn1
Product: forkhead box N1
Biological process (GO): regulation of transcription by RNA polymerase II
Molecular function (GO): transcription cis-regulatory region binding; DNA-binding transcription factor activity, RNA polymerase II-specific
Source: RefSeq, a predicted model, not a curated record